Molecule: messenger RNA, 2741 nt
Organism: Zophobas morio
Lineage: Eukaryota; Metazoa; Arthropoda; Insecta; Coleoptera; Tenebrionidae
Exons: 3
Coding region: 1040-2668 (542 amino acids)
Source: RefSeq, a predicted model, not a curated record
AUCAUUCAGUAGCUGCUAUGGUAAUUUGUUUCAUCUUCAAAGUGUGGUCUGCUAAACAGUAAGUGUGGUUGGAGGAUCAAUUGCUCUUUGAUUUUAUACUGGGUGUCCCCUAGAAGUACACACGUUCACACGUUAUUAUUGGGUUACUCGCCCUUUCUUAGACCUAGCCUUAAGUUUUAACACGUGUUUAUACUGCACUCACUAAACAAGAAAUAUCCGCUAGAAACAAGAAGUGAGGGCUCUUUCUGAAUUCCGGCUGCCUCAUUAUCAACUCUUGAUCACUACUGUGGGGGCUGGCAAGUCCCACAAAAUUGUAUAGUAUUUGUAUAUAAUCUGUAUUUAAUUAUUUCCAACCAGUAUCCGAAACUUUCUCUUCGUCCACCUGCAUGUCGUAAAACCUAUCCUUUGUUCACCCUUCUCAGUAAUACUUAUCCUUUCCCAGAUUUCGAAUACCUUCCAAGAACCCUUUAGACACUACUGUAUUCACCGCUUUCUACCGACCUUUCUUUUCAUUUCAAUUUCACAAACUCUAAGACUCUUCCUUCAUCUGCCGUACCGACAACAUCAAAAUAAAUACGGCAAAACGCAAGUACUGUUUCAAUCACCUGAUCACCCCACACUACCAACGUAAACGAUAACAUUCACUAAUUCCCUAGAUGCUCUACAAUGUACAUAGGUGAUUGCUUAGGUUAUUGAAUGAUUUUUCUUAGUUUCAAUUUUUCAAACGCAGUUGCCAGAAGCUACAGCCAAAGUACUCAGUGGAUUAAAAAUUUGAACAUUUGACUGAUCCAAAAGUGAAAAAGUUCGUAAGUUCCUCCUUAAUUUUAAGCGCACGAUUUCUGCGGAAAACGUAGGAAAUGCCACUGCCAUGAGAAACCAGAGGACGCUUGCUAAUCCCUAGUUUCACGUGAACCAAUGUUGUUCCAGCAAAUUUUCAAAAAUUUUGGUUUUUACAACAACUCAGAAUAUCAUCACCGUUGUUACUCAAUCUAGUAAGCAACUUAUUUUCAAUUUACUGACAUGAGAGUACACGUCAAAAAUGAUAUUUGCUCUUCUGAUCUUUUCGUGCCUGAAUAUCUAUGGCGCCGCAAGUUUUGAUCCUUCAAGAAUUAACUAUUGCGAGGGAAGAUGUCCAACUGGAAAACAUGUAGCCUGCAACUGCGGCAGACUUCAACCACCUCGAAAAUUAUUUAGCGACAACGUAGACGCUUUCCGAAAAGAAAUUGUUCACAAUCACAACUACUGGAGGAACUAUGUAGCAUCUGGAAAAGCGCAUAAACUAAAUUCAGCUGUUAAACCGGCGUCUGAUAUGAGGGUCAUGAAUUAUGAUUUAGAACUGGAGUAUAUUGCUACGUGUUACGCUGCUAAAUUCAUUGAAGGCCAUGAUGGUUGCAGAAAGAAGGCAAAUGGGUAUGAGAUCGGUCAAAACUUAUAUGGAAGUACAAACCAAAGUGUAACUAUAAAAGAAAUACUACGGGACUGGUUUCGCGAAAUGAAGAAUAUUGAGUCCGAAACACAACUCCAAUUUUUUACGUCUGUAGUGACCAGUAAAGGCUUUAUUGGUCACUUUACUCAAAUGGUUCACGCCAAAAGCGAUAUUGUAGGAUGUGCCAGAGUCUGGAACUCCAAGGCUGCCAACAAAGCUUGGUCGUAUACACUUAUUUGUAAUUAUGGAUCUGCUUUCGGAAAUGGAACGCAAGUCAGAAAGAGACCCAUUUAUAAAACCGGACGUGCAUGUAGUAGUUGUCCUAAUAUCAGACGGCGGAACAAAUGUGGAAGUAAAAGAUACCCUGCCUUGUGUGGCAAGGUCUUAAUUCCUCCUGCUAGUCCUGCUAUUGGUGCAUCUCUCAGUAGUUACAAAAAUCCAGGGCGUCUUCGUGUUAGACGUGAUUACGCACAUCGUACACGUGGAGCUAAAAUUCAAAGGGCAGCCCAACGUGACCCUGAUGAUGAUCCUGACGAUUCUGAACCUAAGAACCUUGCCGAACCUGGGACCCUUGACGAACCUGAGCAUCCUGACGAACCUGAGAGCCUUCAGAUUCCUGACGCGCCUGACGCUCCUGACGAUUCUAACGUUGCUGAUCAUUCUGCUGGUCCUGACGAUUCUGAUAUUCCUAUUCCUGACACUCCUGAGGGAUCUGAGAGUCUUUCCAUUCCUGAGGCUUCUGAGGAAUCUGAGACUUCUUCCACGGCUAGCGUUCCUGAUGAUUCUGGCGACUAUGUUGACAAUUCUGAGAGUCCUCCCAAUCCUGAUGCCCCUGAGGAUUCUUUCCACGCCCGAGCUCUUCCCACUAGUGACGAUUCUGAUGGUGAUGAUUCUGUCGGUGUCGACGAUUCUGAGAGGCUUCUCAGUCCUGACACUAGUGACGAUGAUGAAAGUUUUUCCGUUCCUGACGAUGUUGACGUUUCUGAGAAGCGUGGUAAUGGUAACGCUAAUGACAAUUGUGUUACUACUACUACCCCUGCUGUCGAGUGUACGACUCUUCCAGGUCCUAAGCGUCUCGCCAAUAAGACCAAAUCUAACAAUCCUGGCAACGAUAGUGAUAAAUUUCUUGGUGGUGCUCCACGUGAAACCCAAACAGCCUCAUGUUUUUCAGGAACAUAUCACAUUCGGAAAAAUUCAUUUGUAUUAGUUGUUAGUCUUCAUAUCUCGCUUCUUUUUUACUAAUUUGUUAGAAAUAGAAGGAAAUGUGCAUGAAGACGCUGGACAGAUACAGGAAUUAAUAUAUAUACAUAUCUUU